AUCCGAAAACAGGAGCCCUUCCUUGCUAGCCUUCUGUGUCUCUCUUCCUUGUCUUCUGGAGACAUCAUAUUUUUUCAUUCCCCCCUUGAAAUUAGUAAAGACGGAAGAAUCGAAGUAAUUUAGUGUCCUUUGCCUGAAGAGCACUGAUAUACGAUGAACUCUGCGAGCACACGGCAACUGCAGAAUCUGAGACGCUUCUUGGCUCGGCCAUCAUCCUGUCGGAAGCGACAGCACAAUACCGCCGUUGCAUAUGUUCCAAAGAGGGUGAAAAAUCAGAGCAUUCAUGAUUCACUUUCAAGGGAGAGUGCAGCCGUGACAUCCUGCAGACGGCUGCAUGCGCCGGGAAGCACCGAUCACAACCCAGGUGAAUCCGCGACCCAACCGGAUGAAUUGCCGAACUUUGAUGAUCUGGUUGAUCUGGACCCUAUACUCAAAAGCAUUCUAAAAGAAAACGGACUGCAACGAAUGACUGAAAUCCAGGCCAAAACAUGGGAUGCUUCGGUAGGUGGAAAUGAUGUUAUUGGUCGCGCGAGAACAGGGACCGGGAAAACACUCGCAUUCUUGCUCCCGUCCAUGGAGAGGCUACUACGCAACAAACAUUCCGGGAACCAGAUCCGAGCCUUAAUCAUCUCCCCGACGCGCGAACUCGCUCGUCAAAUCGGUGAACAGGCCCAAAUGCUGGUGCAUGGAUAUAAAAGAACACAUUCUAGCCAAGUCAUGUACGGUGGAGCUUCCAGGGAGCGGGAUGUCCGAGAUUUGGAACGUAGAAUUCCUUCAAUUUUGACUGCGACUCCGGGUCGUCUUAUCGAUCAUUUGAACUCUACACAAGUAAAAUCGAAGCCCUUUGGAAAUUACCUUUCGGAUGUUGACGUGCUUGUCCUAGAUGAAAUGGACCGGCUACUCGGUAUGGGAUUCUGCGACGACAUUGUAGAGAUUCUUCAAUACUUGCCUCAGAAUCGACAAACUCUGCUAUUCUCAGCUACAUCUCCACCGGAAGUUCGACGCAUGAUUGACCAAUGCGUUAAACCGAAUCAUACAGUUGUGGAUUGUAUGCAAGAAGGCGAUCCUUCUACGUAUACGAAUACAAUAGUGGGUCAAAGACACGUCGUUUUACCGCCAGAUCGGAUUGUGUCGGGAGUUUUGCAAAUAGUUCAGCUCCUGAUGAUGGAUCCGGAUUACAAAAUUCUUGUUUUCUUUCCAACGACAGCACAAGUCACUUAUUAUUCCCAGCUUUUCAAUCGCGGCAUCGGGCUCCCAGUUUUAAGUAUUCAUUCCAAAAUGAGCCAGUCACUACGAACGAACAACAGCGAUCGAUUUCGAUUUGCUAGCCGUGCUGUUUUGUUCACCAGCGAUAUCAGUGCCCGUGGUGUGGACUAUCCCGAUGUGACACAUGUGAUCCAAGUUGGGGCAGCUAGUGAUAGCGAAACCUACAUUCAUCGCUUGGGUCGAACCGGCCGCGCUGGUAAGAAAGGACAAGGUCUUUUGAUUUUGACGAGUGACGAGAUCGACUUUUUGAAC
Molecule: messenger RNA, 1518 nt
Organism: Phaeodactylum tricornutum CCAP 1055/1
Lineage: Eukaryota; Bacillariophyta; Bacillariophyceae; Surirellales; Neidiaceae
Product: helicase_1
Exons: 1
Cellular component (GO): mitochondrion
Molecular function (GO): ATP binding; nucleic acid binding
Source: RefSeq, a predicted model, not a curated record